Musa acuminata subsp. malaccensis (wild Malaysian banana) is the source of this 2142-nucleotide messenger RNA. RefSeq lists its product as uncharacterized. Lineage: Eukaryota; Viridiplantae; Streptophyta; Magnoliopsida; Zingiberales; Musaceae. The record is from RefSeq and is a predicted model, not a curated record.
CCAUUGGUUGCAAUCUGGUAGCAUUGGUUGUUGCAAUCGUGGGUUCGUCGCCGCCGUCGAAUCCCGCUUCAUGACGCGUGUCGAAGCAUCGCAUUGGCGUCUCGAGGACGACAUCGCCCUCUCCAUCCUUGCGAUCGUUUGUGCCCGCCCGUCCCUUGGGAGCUUCAAGAGUCCAACAACGCCCUGUGAGGCAUCUUCACAUAUCGCACGUCUGCUGGUCUCCUCCUCUCCACCGAUCAAGCGAGAACACGACGGACAGACAGGCUAACGAACAAACAGGAGAUGGGCGCGUCCUCUUCCGCCGAUCACGGAGGCAUCUCGGAGCAACAGCAGCGGCAGGAAGAGGAGGAAAACUUAGCCGCCGCCACUGGCUUCCUCCCCUCCCUUCGCAAUGCCUUCUCCAGCCUCUCUCCGCCCUCCUCCUCUUCCGUCCCCCUCGCUUCCCUCCAGGAAGCUCUCUCCCUGAACGUGCAAGUUGUUGCGUCCGAAUCCACGCCGGUGCCGGAGCACUUCCCUGCACUGUCGAACAAUCUCGGCGCAACCCUGGUCUCGCUCUUCUUCCCCGUUGCCGAUGAUCGUGCUGACGGUCGAAUUGAUUGGAUUGGCUUCUUGAGCGGCUACAACCGGUGCUGCGGCAGGAUGCCCGUCUCACGAUCCAUCAACGUGCUAUACAGAUUGUACGCCGCCCUGUCCCGGGAAGCCGGAGCGCCUUGCGGCUUGGAGUUCGAUCCCGAUGCUGGCGACGAUGAUAAGGUGGGCGGGUCUCUCUUGCCGGGAGAGGUGCUUAUGCUUUUCUGGAUCAGCUGGGUCAUGGGGCAUUCUUCGAGGAUCGCGAAGAUGUCCAGAAACGCAAAGGAUCCUUUGGUGCUCCCUGACAUGAGCCAUUUGCUAGUGUCGGCUUUGGUUUCGUGCGGUGUGAUCGCGGAGGAAGAUGAGCACAUUUGGAGAUCCGAUGUUUUGGCGGUCGAUAAGGGUGUUUCUGCGCAGAAGUUUCAGACGUGGGUCUUGACGACAGCACCAGGCUUGGCGAAUUGUCUUCCGAAGUAUGUCCAGGAGAGAAUCCAAGCUUGCUCUUCUUCGAAGGAGAGUGAAGGCUCCUCUAUUUCAGCAUCUGAUAACAAUUCGACUGGUAAUGUUCGUGAUGUGUGUCUCUUGACACGAGGAAGGGCUUGGGCUGUCUCCCUUGCAUUGAGGGAUAGGUUGAGUGAAGAAUUUCUUGCUGCCUCCUUCCAAGGAAUAAACUCUGGGGACUUCUUAUACAGGUCAUCAAUUCAUGGGAAGGGUUUGAGUAGGUUUUGGUCUAAUGUUGAAGGUUACAAUGGACCCCUAAUAGUUUUGGUCUCUGCUAGUUCAGCAGAAUCCUCAGAGGUUGAUAGAAGUUCCAGAGGGUGGGUGAUAGGAGUACUAAUUACACAAGGUUUUGAGAACAGAGAAACAUUUUUUGGAAGCUCUGGAUAUCUUUUUGCAAUAAGCCCAAUUUUCCACGUGUUUCCACCCUCUGGAAAGGAAAAGAACUUCAUUUAUUGCCACUUGCAUCCUGCUAUAAGGGUCUAUGAAGCAAAUCCAAAACCUGUUGGCUUAGCAUUUGGGGGAUCUACCGGCAAUGAGAGGAUAUUUUUGGAUGAAGAUUUUGCUCAAGUUACCGUGCGUCAUCAUGCAUUUGACAAAACUUACCAACAUGGACCUCUCACUCCUAACCAGGGUUUCUUACCAGUUGAGGCUCCUGUUGUAGAGGUCGAGGUAUGGGGUUUUGGUGGAAAAACCGCAAAGGAACAGCAAGAUUUCUAUAAAAAAAGAGAGAUGCUCUUCUCAGAACAGCGGCGAAAGGUUGACCUGAAAACCUUUGCUAGCUGGGAAGAUUCCCCCGAGAAGAUGAUGAUGGACAUGGUCUCUGAUCCAAACAAAGUCCGACGGGAAGACCGCUAGAAAAAAAGAUUUGGUUUAUGCGUCCUGCUAUUAUUUGAUUGUCAUAUUUCAUAGAUAUAGAGGCUCAUAAUCCAGUUAACCAUGAGAUAGGGUAAUUAUAUUGUUUCCAGGAAGUUCUAAUGAUCUCUAUUUCUUUCGUAUCAGAGAUGUAUCUAUCUGAACUCACCACUGUAUCCAUGUAAUAGCUGUGAUGAAUGAAAUGAAAAUAUAUAACGU